AUGACGACGCAAGAAGGCCAGACUAUCCCGCCGCUGGAACAGCAGGAGAAGACGGCUGGCACAGGCAUGGAUGCUGGUACCAGCGCAACUCUCCCUGCUGAUGGCCAAGUCGCUCCAGCAGUCACGACGGCUCCUGUUCCGCCUCCUGCGUCUCCUGUUCCGGAUCCAGUGGCGCCUGCGCCUGCGACUCCGGCUGCGUUUACCUCUGCUGGAGGGGAGGAAGAGGACGAAGUUGAUGAUGAUGGAUACUUAAGUGACGACCCGGAAGAAGGCAUUGAGGUCCAUGUUAAGGGUGCACUGGCGGCUAAGGCGCGCGUUACGCUGAUGCUCCUGAUCCCGUUCGAGAUGGCGAAGGAGAUGCCUGCGGUGAAGCCUUCGGUGAAGGCGCUUCUGGUAUUCCUGCGGAAGAAGUUGUCAGACAAGGCUCUGGACGAGAUCGCGUUUCAGGAGCUGCUUCCGACGUACCUCUCCAAGAUUCACUUCAGUCGCCUGCAAGUCACUCUCGCGACGGCUGAAGAUGCGGAGGUGUCGGCAGGGGUGGUGAGGAAGAUCCUUCGCGACCCGGCGCUGGUCCUUAUCUCGACGGGAGCCAACGUGGAAGAAUGGCUGUGUGUCCAGGAGUGCUGCGAGCGUGCAUAUGGCGACUCCUUCGCUCAGGCUGUGGCUCAUAUUGGCUCCUUCAGUCAUGGUGCGGCGCUGGGUUCAGCAGGUGUGGCGACCCGCAUGACCAAGGCGAAGCAGAGCCUGCAUGCGGCGAAGAAGCUGUACGGGAUUCGUGCAGAGAAGGCGAAGGGAAAGUAG
Messenger RNA from Closterium sp. Naga37s-1, 801 nucleotides. NCBI's taxonomy places the organism in Eukaryota, Viridiplantae, Streptophyta, Zygnematophyceae, Desmidiales, Closteriaceae. The record is from the annotation of a GenBank genome assembly.